Messenger RNA from Rhineura floridana, 2775 nucleotides. Its product is annotated as protocadherin-9-like. The record is from RefSeq and is a predicted model, not a curated record. Bases 84 to 824 code for a protein of 246 amino acids. Lineage: Eukaryota; Metazoa; Chordata; Lepidosauria; Squamata; Rhineuridae. The transcript is spliced from 5 exons.
GCUCCUCUGUGUCUCCUGCUGCUCCUGGGUCUGCUGCUGUUACUCCCGAGUCGUCCUCAUCUGAGGAGUCCUCUGACGGGGCCAUGACACCGGGUCCGAACCAUUCUUUUGUGGAUUGCUCUUCUGAUGAGGUAGAACUUUUCAAUGAAGCACUGAAUUUUGGAGAUAUGCCGAAGUACUUGUGGGAGAUUUGGGUACCUGACAAACCAUGGGUGUCCCAGCGCCGUGUUACGUUUCACCUCCCUGAUGGCUCCCAGGAAAGCUGCAGUGACAGUGGUCUAGGCGAUCAUGAGCCUGUGGGUAGUGGAACCCUGAUCUCACACCCUCUCCCUCUGGUUCAGCCGCAGGACGAAUUCUACGAUCAGGCUUCACCGGACAAGAGGACCGAAGCUGAUGGCAACUCCGAUCCCAACUCUGAUUGGGAUCACACACAAGGAAGCAAAACCCUUGAUGGACCUCUUGGCCCUCGAGGAUUAGCCGAAGCUACUGAAAUGUGCACUCAAGAAUGCCUGGUCCUGGGUCACUCAGACAACUGUUGGAUGCCUCCCACUUUGGGUUCAUACCAGCAGCCAAAGUCUCCACUCUCCACCUUUGCACCUCAGAAGGAAUGGGUUAAGAAAGACAAACUGGUGAAUGGACAUACAUUGACAAGAACCUGGAAAGAAGACAGCAACAGAAACCAGUUCAGUGACCGAAAGCAGUUCGGCUCAGGUGAAGGUCAUUUCAACCCUGGCAAUCACAUGACUGACAUUCCUUUGGCUAACUUGAAAUCCUUUAAGCAAGCAUCAGGACCAGUGGAAAGUCCAAAGGAGAACCAGCUAUAAGGAAUGCCUUCUUUGGAACAGUGACUUUAGCCUAGUUAGACUUGCUAAUACUGUGUGUGUGUGUGUCAGAGCUUUAUGUACUGAGUAGACCUCUAGAACUAUGCGUCACAUAGCAGAGAUAUGCAUAACUUUGUGGUAGCUCCAUGGAACUGCAACACAAAACAGCAUUUCUCCUAGUUGUGUGGUUUUGUUAAAUAGAAAUAAUCAAACUCUUACAGAGAAUCUCUCCAGUUUGCAAACAAUCUUAAUUUUUUCAAUUUAUUUGGGAUAAUGGGUGGGGAUUUGUUCACGUUCCUUUGUUUUUUGACCCUGGACUGCUGCUGUGAACAGUGGAAGAUACAUAUGGAGAGUGAGAGAAAGUGAGUGUGUGUGUGAGAAAAGGUGGAUUGCAAUUCUUAGAAAGCAUAUCCAAUUAGGAAAUUGUGUUAUUGUUGCCAUUGAUCUUGUGCUGGGACUGCUAUACUUGACAUCUUUACUGAAACAAACAACUAAAAUUACAAACAUUAAACCUACUGUGCUAUUAACGACGCUAGUGGACACUUGUUAAGUCAAUCAGUGUUCAAGUACUUGUAAAUAGAAUCAAUUAUUAGUAACGACUUUUGUGUAAUAACGUUCACCUAAAAAACCCCACUGUAGCAUAAUUCUGUGUUUCACAGUUGCUUUUUUUCUACUUUAUUUCAUUUGCUUCCUGUUGUUUUUUUACUAUCAUUUUGUUUCUUUUGGUGAUGGUGCUUCUGUGUUGGUAGUCUGUCUGACACACAAUGUUCCAAGGAACUCAAAACACUUGUGUUAAAAACUGAGGAAAAAUGGGGGGGGGAUAUUUUACUUUACUAUUAGUGCGAUUAAAAAAUUGCCAAUUAAACCUAUUUGCCAAUUUUGAAAAAAAAAUGUGCUUGAAGUAAGGGCUUUGAAAUUUUAGCCAAUUUAUUUUUAUUAUUAUUUUGAUUUGCAAAGCAAAGGGAGAAAAACAGAACCUCAACCGUGAUAGCAGCUGAAUUGAUGUUAGCUGUCAUCACACCAGAGAAUAAUAUUAAUCAAAAUUAGGUGGAGGAUAAAGGGCACAAUCAGCUGAGAAGUUCGACUGUAUGAGCUCCACUGAACUGAAUGGAAGGUGCCUGUGCCCAUUUAUUUCAAUGGAACUUGUGCAGGAGAAAUUCGUAUUGUACCCAGCAUUUUCAUAUCUACUGACUGUUUUUUUUUAAAAAAUUGGGCUGUGUGUCUAUACCUAAGACAGUUUGUAUUGCUCAAAUGGCAGCGGUUGUGUUGAUCUUCAUCUGCAUUGAUGUUGUAGUAACACAAGUGUUUUUAGAUCAUAGCCACAAAAUAUUUAAUGUGUUGUGCCUUCAUGAUGUAACCAAGCAUUCUCCUGGUAGGCUAGUUGGGGGAAAUGAAAGGGUUCAGUUUCUAAUUCUUGCUGUUUAACUGUUUGUUAUCAUAGUUGGUCAAUGCCUGGCGGGUACCAGUGUUGUGUCACUUGACUCAAACUAGCAAAGUGACUCCUAAUGUUAAUAAGAUCUAAAUUGCACGUCUAAUAAAUCCUAAUCUGAACAUUCUUAGGCGUUUUUUUUCUUAAGGCAUGACAGACAAUUUAAACAAAUAGCAUGCAACAUAGGGGGGGGGAGUCCUUAAAGAAAAAAAAUAAAAAAUAUCUUAUUCCACAGUUAAACAUCAGUCUUAAAAUAAACACACACACACAAAAAUAUUCCUCCACAAUAUACGAGCAUAAAAUGGGCUAGGGGUGCAUUGCUUAUUGCAGUACUUAUGUCAGUUUGUGAGGGGUGUUUGAUGACUUUGACCGAAUAAAUAUCUAAACAGUUAUCCUUGUUACUGCUUUGCCAGUUCAACGUUAUUUACAAUUAUUCAGCUCUUGCAAUAAAUGUUCUGAAUUCCUGAUUGUCUUGUGGGAGUUCUUGGCCUAAUGCCUUACUAAGGCUUACUAAGAUUAAAAAGU